AUUAGACAGACCCAUAUGACAAAAGGAGACUAAAGGGGCACACCAGCCCAGGGGCAAGGUCUAGAAGGCAGGAGGGGACAGGAAAGCUGCUAAUAGGGAAUCCACAGUUGAGAAGGUAGAGUACUGACAUGUAAAGGGGUUGUUAACCAAUGUCAUUAAACAGUAUAUAUACUAACUGUUUAAUGAGAAGCUAGUUUGUUCUGUAAAUGUUCAUCUAAACUUCAAUUUAAAAAAAAGUUCAUAAGAGAUGCUGGGUACUCCAUACUGUGUCACAUUGGGAGGCACAUAAUAUCUGGUCGUCUCACUAUUUGUAGUGCUAAGUUUGGUCCCUGGGUUAAGGCAACAGCCAUAUCUCUCCAUUAUUAAGAUACGUUUUUCCCUUUGCAGUUAGUGGUCUGGGAAGUUGUUUUGUUUAUGUGAAGCUGGGAGGCCUUUCUGCUCUGAAAGGAUAUUGAACUAGUUAAUUAUGAGAAUAAAUUUUAAACUUCUGGACCAGCAUUUUGUCUCUGGCAUUAUGGCAGAUCAUAUAUAACCUUAAAAACCUUCCACUCUUCCAUUACAAAACACCUAGUGAUGUUGGAUAAAAUAUAAGAAACUUUCUUUUUAGCUUCCUUUUAAGUGCAUCGCUGAGCUUCAGAGAAAUAAAAUCCUUGGGAGUUACAAAUGAAAGAACUACUGAAAAAGAAAAACAAAAACCAGUAUGCAUGUGACUUAAUGCUUUGGCAGUUCUGGAGGUUUUGCUAGACUCAGUAACCUAAAGACUUGAUUGUAAUGUAUAUGAGGGGUCCCAAGACAGAGCCUUAUAUUAGGCCUAUAUGAAGGAGAGUUGGAGAUUAGAAUCCCACUUAGGGAUAAGAGGGGACCACAAAAUUCCACCUACUAGUUCAGAAACACAAAAUGCCUUCUACUAGUUCAAUAAAAUGAGGGCGUUUUUCUUUCUCAGCCUGGACUCUGGCUGGGCAUGGGUGUGAAUAGUUAUCAUCUGCUUUGUAUGAGGCCCCCAAGCUGAGAAAUUAAUAUAAAAAAUGAUUCGGGACCCACUGUGUCCUUGGAGUAAGUGGGAAAAGCAUAUGAAACUGCUCUGGAGAAACAGGUCCACAAUCCAAACCAUGCAGGAUUCCUAUAGAUCAAAUUCCACUGUAGUGCAAGCUCACAACCCAAGAUGAUAAAAAGCAUAAGGAAACAAUUCACCAUGAACAAGAGUUACAGGCACAACAAACAACAGAGCUAGACCUCUGAGAACUUCAUUGAAUCCAUUGACUAUAGACCAUAAUAUGUGUAUUUAAAAGUAUUAAAAACAAAUAUAUAUUUUUUUUAUUCAGCAGGUAUUUAUUUACCUAGUGUAUGUUAUGAACCAGGCACUGAAUAAAUUGGCAAAAACUCCUGUCCUAGGGAGCUUACAUUUUAGUGGAUGGGAAACAGACCAGCAAAUAUAAACACAAUAUGCCAGAUGGUAAUAAUUACUAUGAAGAAGGAGAAUAAAGCAUAUAAGGGGGUGACAGAGUGAUGGUGGAGGGUACUGUGUUUUUUGUUUUUGUUUUUUUUUUUCAAUAGAUGUAUCAGAAAAGGUCUCUCAGAUGACAUUUGACCAGAAGCCUGAAGUAAGGGAGCAAGUCAUGUGAUUAUCAGAGGGAUGAUAAUUUCAGGUAGAAUGAAUAGCAAGUACAAAGAUCCUAAGUGGGAGCAUGCUUUGUGAGUUUAGGGAAAAGCAAGGAAGUUAGUAAGAUGAGCAGGUUAAUAGAGGUAGAUUAUGUAGGGCCUUAUAGACUAUGGUAAAGACUUGGAGUGUUGUUCUGGUUGCUAUUGCUGUGUAAAAAUUAUCCCAAAAUUUAGUAACUUAAAACAACCAUUGUAUUAUGCUGUUGGAUUCUGUAGGUCAGGAAUUCAAACAAGACACAGUAAGGAUAGCUUGUCUGUGUUCUGUGCUGUCUGGGGUUGCAGCUGCGACGAUACAAAGGCUGGGGGUUAUGUGACAGCAGGGACUGGAAUCAUCUGUGGGCUUAUUCACUUACGUGUCUGGUGUCUGAGCGAGAUGACUUAAAGAGUAGGGCUGCCAAUGGAAGUGCCUACAUGUGACCUCUCCCUGAGGUUUUACUUCCGCACAGCAUGGCAGCCUCAGGUGGUUACAGUUUCUUAGAAGGUGGUUCAGGGCUCUAGGCACGAGUGUUCCCGCAAAUGAACAGAAGCUGCAUUGCUUUUUAAUGACCCAGCAUGAGAAGUCAUACGACAUUAUUUCGAUUGUAUUCUACUAGUUGAAGUAGUCACAGACCCACCCCGAUUCAAGGGGAGGGAACAUAGACCCCACCUCUUCAUGUGAGGAGUUAGAGAAUUUUAGGACAAUGUUUUAAAACCACCACAGAUGCCAUUAAAGCAUUUUGAGCAGAAGAGUGAUACGGUCUUCACUUGCAUUUUAGAGGUAUCACUCUGGUUCCUCUAUGGAACAUUGAUUGAAGAUGGUGGACAACAGUCGAAAUAAGAGGGAUCAGUUAAAAAGAAUUGCAAGAGUCUAGGCAGGAGAUGAUAAUAGUUUUGAUUGGGAUAAUAGCAUGAAAGUAGUGAUACAAGGGUCAGAUUUGAAAUAUAUUUGGAAGAUAGUGGGACCCGAGUUUACAGGUUGAAUGCAUGUGGGGUGUGAGAGAAAGAAGAAUCAAGAAUGACUCCAAAGCGUUUGGGUUGAGCAACUGGGUAAAUGGUAAUGGUGUUUACUGAGAUGGGAAACAAUAGGGGAAGAGAAAGUUCUCACCUGGGGAGUUCAGAAAUUUGGCUUUGGACGUGAUAGGUUUAUAAAAUGCGCGUUAGACAUCCAAAUGGAGAUGUCAGUUAUAUAGUUGUGUGUGUGUGUGUGUGUGUGAGAGAGAGAGAGAAAAUAAAGAUGCUGUUUAAAGCCAUGGGAAUAUAAGAAAUUACCUAAAGAGUGAAUGCAAAUAAAGAAAUUGAGCCCCAGUAGAGUUUAGGAAGAUGAGUAGAAGUUAACAAAGAAUGAAUGUUCGUGAAUGCAGGAUGAAAACUCCGAUGUAUGAAAUCCUAAAGGCCAAGUAAAGAAAGCAUUUCAAGAAGAAAUAUUAACUUGGAUAAAUACUGCUGAAAGUUCAAGUAAGAUGAGAAUUGAUAAAUAACUAUUGGAUUUGGCAACAUGAAGGUUAUUGGUUACCUGGGAAAAGAUGAUCUCUUCACAUUGGAUGGAUAGAAUGACAGAAGAUGCUCUUCGCCUGAAUCUGUUGAAGCGGAGCUUGGACCCAGCAGAUGAGCGAGAUGAUGUCCUGGCAAAGCGGCUCAAGAUGGAGGGGCAUGAGGCCAUGGAGCGCCUGAAGAUGUUGGCACUGCUCAAAAGGAAGGAUUUGGCAAACCUUGAGGUGUCACAUGAGUUAUCCACCAAACAGGAUGGCGGCGGUGUCAAGGGCUAUGAAGAGAAACUCAAUGGGAAUCUCAGGCCUCAUGGAGACAACAGGACUGCUGUCAGGCCGGGCAAAGAAAAUAUCAAUGAUGAGCCUGUGGAUAUGAGUGCUAGACGAAGUGAUCCAGACCGAGGAAGGCUGACUCCCUCCCCAGACAUCAUUGUUUUGUCUGACAAUGAGGCUUCCAGUCCCCGUUCGAGCUCCCGAAUGGAAGAAAGACUCAAAGCAGCCAACCUAGAGAUGUUUAAGGGGAAAGGCAUUGAGGAACGGCAGCAGCUCAUCAAGCAGCUGAGGGAUGAGCUGCGAUUAGAAGAAGCCCGACUGGUGUUGUUAAAGAAACUGAGACAGAGUCAGCUCCAGAAGGAGAAUGUGGUCCAGAAGACUCCAGUUGUACAGAAUGCAGCAUCUAUUGUUCAGCCGUCUCCUGCCCAUGUGGGUCAGCAGGGCCUAUCCAAGCUUCCCUCCCGGCCUGGGGCCCAAGGGGUUGAACCUCAAAAUUUGAGAACAUUACAGGGUCACAGUGUCAUCCGUUCAGCGACCAACACCACCCUUCCACAUAUGUUGAUGUCUCAACGUGUUAUUGCCCCAAACCCAGCUCAGCUACAGGGUCAACGGGGCCCCCCUAAACCUGGCCUUGUGCGCACCACGACACCCAACAUGAACCCUGCCAUCAAUUACCAGCCGCAGUCAAGUUCUUCUGUUCCCUGUCAGCGAACAACGUCCUCUGCCAUCUAUAUGAACCUGGCCUCCCAUAUCCAGCCAGGGACCGUGAACAGAGUGUCCUCACCGCUUCCUAGCCCCGGCGCCAUGACUGAUGCUGCCAACUCACAGGCUGCAGCCAAACUGGCUCUUCGCAAACAGCUGGAAAAAACACUCCUGGAGAUUCCGCCCCCGAAACCUCCUGCUCCCUUGCUUCACUUCCUGCCUAGCGCAGCCAAUAGCGAGUUUAUCUACAUGGUGGGCUUGGAAGAAGUCGUGCAGAGUGUCAUUGACAGCCAAGGCAAAGUCUGUGCCUCCCUUCUGCGGGUCGAACCCUUUGUGUGUGCCCAGUGCCGCACAGAUUUCACCCCCCACUGGAAGCAGGAGAAGAACGGUAAGAUCCUGUGUGAACAGUGUAUGACCUCCAACCAGAAGAAGGCUCUGAAAGCUGAGCACACCAACCGGCUGAAAAACGCCUUUGUAAAAGCUCUGCAGCAGGAACAGGAAAUUGAACAGCGGUUACAGCAGCAGGCAGCCCUCUCCCCCACUACGGCUCCAGCUGUGCCCAGUGUCAGUAAACAGGAGACCAUCAUGAGACAUCACACGCUUCGGCAGGCUCCGCAGCCCCAGAGCAGCCUCCAGCGUGGCAUACCCACAUCUGCCCGCUCCAUGCUUUCCACCUUCGCACAGGCACCCCAGCUGUCUGUCCCAGGUGGCCUCCUUGGCAUGCCAGGUGUCAACAUUGCGUACUUGAGCACUGGCAUUGGAGGACACAAAGCCCCCAGUCUGGCAGACCGACAGCGGGAAUACCUCUUAGACAUGAUCCCUCCCCGGUCGAUAUCGCAGUCCAUCAGUGGACAGAAAUAACGCCUGUCCGUCUGUCCUGCCCCAGCCUUGAAUCCUUGACCCGUUUCCUCUCCUGUUGCCCCCACCUUCCGUCGCAUGCAGCCUGUGCCGGCGCCUACCAUACACGGAAAACAAACCAGAAACAGAAGACAGA
This is a messenger RNA of Trichechus manatus latirostris (Florida manatee), 5094 nucleotides long. RefSeq names its product GATA zinc finger domain containing 2B (gene GATAD2B). Bases 3162 to 4961 code for a protein of 599 amino acids. Lineage: Eukaryota; Metazoa; Chordata; Mammalia; Sirenia; Trichechidae. Gene Ontology annotation, cellular component: NuRD complex. Gene Ontology annotation, biological process: negative regulation of transcription by RNA polymerase II. Gene Ontology annotation, molecular function: zinc ion binding; sequence-specific DNA binding. The transcript is spliced from 11 exons. The record is from RefSeq and is a predicted model, not a curated record.